AUGGCCGCUUUCGACAUGGCGACGUCGACCUUGGCACCUGCAGAAGCAUGGCGGACGUCCUUUGGAAAAUCGUUUAAAACUUACCGAGAACACAAACAAAAGAAUAAGAAGAAGUCGGGCCGAUCUGUCAUGCACGGCAAUGAUAAAAAAGGAUGGUAUCAGCUCUGCUACGGUCAUUCGACGGAGGAACCAUUUGACAAGUCAAAACUUGAUAUUGUCGCUGAUCUACCUCAGCGCACCAUUCUGUCCUUGCUCAAUUAUCAUAUUCAAUGGGUGAAAGAAGUGACCACCACAGAGUCAUUGUGGCUUUUUGCAUUAUUGCUCUACCUUGAUCCAGUGCUCACGUACAACGAUGUAUCUACUCUCAGAGAUCUUGCACGACAUUUGAUUGCGCUUCGACAGCAAAAAAAAGAACAUGACGACGCCGUUGCACGUAUGAAUAUACUCAUCACUAUUAUCGGUCAAGGCUUUGGCCAGGCCGACCUCAUCUAA
Radiomyces spectabilis is the source of this 492-nucleotide messenger RNA. RefSeq names its product survival motor neuron interacting protein 1-domain-containing protein. The record is from RefSeq and is a predicted model, not a curated record. The transcript is spliced from 4 exons. Gene Ontology annotation, cellular component: nucleus; SMN complex. Lineage: Eukaryota; Fungi; Mucoromycota; Mucoromycetes; Mucorales; Radiomycetaceae. The coding region runs from base 1 to 492 and encodes 163 amino acids. Gene Ontology annotation, biological process: spliceosomal snRNP assembly.